This is a messenger RNA of Oppiella nova, 1531 nucleotides long. NCBI's taxonomy places the organism in Eukaryota, Metazoa, Arthropoda, Arachnida, Sarcoptiformes, Oppiidae. The record is from the annotation of a GenBank genome assembly.
GAAAACACUGAAUACACGGCACUCUAUGCACAGUCUAAUAGUGCCAUCAAUUUAUGGUAAUUUGCAAACUAUUUACUUAUUUGUGAUUAUAUUCAAUUAAAUUGCAAUCAAAUACACGUUUGAAUUGACUUUUCAGUGCGAGAGUCACGCUGUGAGCGAGUGUUCAGCCAUUUGAGUGAUACGCGAGUGAUGUCUACACGCGAGUCAACCACUGGUUUAUGGGAUUUGCAGUGAUUUCACAGAUUAUAUGAUUUAGUAAUUUAUGAAACGUUUCUAUUAUUUUAAAAUUAAACUCAAAUUUCGCAUCACUUUUGACCAAAUAUUUGGCAAACAUUGUCCACAAGACGUGCCAUCAUUGGCGACCAUUUGACAACAAAAGCUCGAAAAGUAUUAUCAAAGAAAAGCUGAAGAAGUGUCCGAAGAAAUCGAUUUGUGUGCCAAUCAGUGGGUCUCUAAUCGUGGGUCGAGUGGUGUGUCUGGAGGUGUGCGCGAGUGGUGUCUGCAGUAGUGAUGCCGAUGGGAUGGCUGGAUCGGUGUCACCACUAUGUGGUCGCAUUGAGACCCUGGUCUUUCUCGGCCUCACUCACACCGGUGCUGUUGGGCGCUGUGUUGGCCUACAAGACGUCGGGCGACUUCUCAUUGGCGACACUGAUGGCAACCCUGGUCACUGUGGUCAGUGUGCACGCGGCCGGCAAUCUGGUCAACACGUACUACGACUUCAUGCGUGGCAUUGACUCCAGACAGCGAUCAGACGAUCGCACGUUAGUUGACUCCAUACUGACGCCCGAAGAGGUCGGCAACUUAGGUGUCAUAUUCUACAUAAUCGGAUGCAUUGGGUUCGUUGUGGUAGUGUUCGUGAGUCCGGCGCGUAUGGAACUGCUGGCUCUGGUAUACUUCGGGGGUAUCUCUUCAUCGUUUCUCUACACCGGAGGAAUUGGUCUCAAAUACAUAGCAUUAGGAGAUGUCAUUAUUAUCGUAACCUUCGGACCGGUAGCUGUUCUCUACUCCUUCAUCGCACAAACGGGAACCAUAGAUCUAAUCACUUUGAUAUACGCCAUACCUCUGGCCCUCAACACGGAAGCGAUUCUCCACUCAAACAAUACCCGUGACAUAGAGUCCGACCGGAGGGCCGGUUGCGUGACUCUGGCGGUGCUGAUCGGGAAGUCGGCGUCACACGUGUUGUUCGCGUUACUCCUAUUCAUACCGUAUAUACUGUUUUGUGUCAUAAGUAUCCGUUACUCUCUAUGGCUGUUACUGCCAUUGAUUACAAUCCUGAGGGCAUUCGAGUUGGAGAAGCAGUUCCGGAGCGGAAAUCUGCGACAAUUGCCGCGACUUAUGGCCAAACUUAACCUCUAUUUCGGUAUUUUCUAUUUGAUUGCCUGCUGUCUCUCCAGUCCUAAACAGUUGCCGGGAAUUAAUAGUGUCAUCGAUUGACACAUUCAUCGAAAGUUAUAAUUAAUUAUUUAUAACAUUAUUAAGACAUUUAAAUUAUUUCCACAUUUAUUCUCUCCUCUCUAACUACGAAAUGAAG